AUGUCUGCAAGUAACGAAAACACAAGAACAACAUGUCAGGGGAAGAGGUCAAGUGCAACAGAAUACAAAUUGAUUCAGGUAAAGAAUACUUGGAAGCGCACAACUGGAAACUGUCUAGAUGAAAAUGACACAGGUCACGCAUCUGCAGCUAAAAUCCAGGAAAGCUCCACAGACUAUGGAGUCAUCUGGACUGUGAUCAGUCCCAUAAUGUUCUCAUACAAGGUGGUACAGUGUCAGAACCUAUUGGACCCUGGCAAUGACACUCUACUCAAUGGUCACAUCAGGGACCCCCAGCAGCUGCAGGCCUACAGAAGCAGCUCAAAGCCUAUCAGGCGAUUUGUGGUCAUUGAUGAGCGUGUCAACAUCUUUUAUGGCACUCAGGUGGCCAACUACUUUGCAGCUAUGAAUGUUCUUUGCAAACUCCUUCCACUUCCCACCGCAGAGGAGAACAAAUCAAUGGAGCUGGUGAUGAGGAUCCUGGAUGAGGUCCACAAGUUUGGCAUCGACAGACGUGCAGAGCCUAUCAUAGCCAUUGGCGGGGGUGUGUGUCUGGACAUUGUGGGUUUGGCUGCUUCUCUUUACAGGAGACGUACCCCAUACAUCCGUGUGCCAACCACCCUACUGUCCUACAUUGACGCCAGCGUGGGUGCAAAAACGGGAAAUUUCGCCAACUGCAAAAACAAGCUGGGCAGUUACAUUCCCCCUGUGGCGACUUUCUUGGAUCGGUCAUUUAUACAGACUCUACCACGGCGUCAUAUCUCCAAUGGAUUGGCAGAAAUGCUGAAGAUGGCCCUGAUGAAGCACAAGGGCCUGCUGGAGUUGCUGGAGAGCCACGGAAGGUUCCUUCUGGAUUCCAGGUUCCAGUCGAGUAACGAGAUAACGGAUCACGUAGAUGCUGCUGCCACGUCCACCAAGAUGGCCAUAGAAACAAUGCUGGAGGAGCUUGCACCAAACCUCUGGGAGGAUGACUUGGAUAGACUAGUGGACUUUGGUCAUCUCAUCAGCCCUGAACUUGAAAUGGCGGUGCUACCCACCUUGCUGCAUGGAGAAGCAGUUAACAUCGACAUGUCCUUCAUGCUGUACGUGUCCCGCGAGAGGGGCUUCCUGACAGCGGAAGAGACGCGACGGGUUGUCCGCUGCAUGCUGGCACUGGAGCUGCCCGUGUGGCACCAGGACUGCACCCUGGACCCGGUGCGCUCAUCUCUGGGUGAGCGCUUGCGGCACUCGGGAGGACCGCUGCGGAUGCCGCUGCCCACCGGGCUGGGCUGUGCAGAGCUCUUCAACGAUACCAGCGAUGAGACCCUGCAACAGGCUUUUGAACGGUGGUGCGAGGAACUUGGCGAGAGGCAACCUGAGGGAGCCCAAGCAGUCACACUACACGUUCUGUAG
Messenger RNA from Scleropages formosus (Asian bonytongue), 1389 nucleotides. Its product is annotated as 2-epi-5-epi-valiolone synthase-like. The record is from RefSeq and is a predicted model, not a curated record. Gene Ontology annotation, biological process: antibiotic biosynthetic process. Gene Ontology annotation, molecular function: 3-dehydroquinate synthase activity. NCBI's taxonomy places the organism in Eukaryota, Metazoa, Chordata, Actinopteri, Osteoglossiformes, Osteoglossidae.